AUGGAAGUGGUGGAGUGGGCGGAGGACAUCGACGAGUUGGCGGAGCUGUUCGAGCGGCAGGAGGGGCUCGGGCGACGACGCGUGCGUGGCAUCUGCGGGCGCGUCACGAAGGGCCGGACCGAAGACGACUUCCGCCUUCUCAGCGACGGACCCACCAAACGGUUGUCGUGGGUGGUGGGGCCGGAUGGCCUCGAGCAGUUGUGUGGAAAGAGCCCGCGGGACAUGCUGCUGGCCAUCGGCAAGGACACGCCCUGGCUCCGCCGCACCCUCGACAAGGGCUAUCGGUUCAGGCUGUGCCUGUUCCCCGAGGUGCAAGCGAGGCAGGCCACAUGGGACGGAGUGCUUGAGCUCGUCCGCGAUGCCUUCCCCGAGGCCUGGCCCCACGUGGAGCCCCACGUCCACCUGUUGCCCAAGUACACGCUUGAGGAGGUGCAGGCGCGCUUCACCGAGUUCGACAUUCACGCUUCGUUUCGAGAGGGCCGGGACCAUCACCACUUCAUGACCCUCGAGCGAUAUCUGAAGUCGAGCGGGUCGUUGGGGCACACGAGGGCAUUCCUCUACCACGAGGUCGGCCUCUCCCAACUCUUCCACGGCGACGGCUUCACCCGGACCGAGGACGGCCAAGUCGGCUUGAGAGAGUACCUGGUGCCCAACCGCCCACUGACGUCAUUCGCCAAGCACCGCAGCGUGGAGCUGCCCCUCGACCUGGACCCAGGGCUGCCACCCGAUGCCUGA
Acanthamoeba castellanii str. Neff is the source of this 735-nucleotide messenger RNA. RefSeq lists its product as uncharacterized. Lineage: Eukaryota; Discosea; Longamoebia; Acanthamoebidae. The coding region runs from base 1 to 735 and encodes 244 amino acids. The transcript is spliced from 6 exons. The record is from RefSeq and is a predicted model, not a curated record.